Aedes albopictus (Asian tiger mosquito) is the source of this 648-nucleotide messenger RNA. RefSeq lists its product as uncharacterized. NCBI's taxonomy places the organism in Eukaryota, Metazoa, Arthropoda, Insecta, Diptera, Culicidae. The record is from RefSeq and is a predicted model, not a curated record. The transcript has a single exon. Gene Ontology annotation, molecular function: zinc ion binding; nucleic acid binding. The coding region runs from base 1 to 648 and encodes 215 amino acids.
AUGAGGGUGGGUGCCAUAGCCAGAAUGUGCGAUUAUGGUACCGAAAAGGAAUUUGAGGAGAUUGUCAGCACCGUAGCAGAACAGGCAAGGAACAAAGAAGUGCGAACAGCUGCGCUACGGAUGCUCAGCCGUAAGGGAACGCUAACCGAGCUAAUUGACAAAGUUCGUGAAAUUCAAGCCGUCGCCAUGAACGAGGAGUACUACCGCCUCAGACACGGAAUUGCAGAACAAGCCACAGUCGCUUCGGUAAGCGUUAGUCAAGGAAGAAGUCAGCAGCGCUUCUCACGAGCUCCAUCGAACCUUGGGCGUUUUGCAAAUCAUCAGCCUCGACGUUGGGAUGAGCUAGGUGCCAGGCGACCUGGGAUGUCCGGAUGGAAAGCUCCAGGUGGAGAACGCUGCUUCAGGUGCAACAGCAUGUUCCAUAAACCUAGCGAUUGCGUUGCGAUUGAUCAGACAUGUUUGAAAUGUGGCCGAAAAGGUCACUUCAAGCGGGCCUGCAAGACACUUAUCCGGAGUGGCAGCAAACGACAGAGCGAAUCAGAUAACUCGGGUAUCGAAUCGAAGAGAAUCGCAUUGGUGAACGAGGAAGAAAACACAAAGGAGGAAGAGCGACCGAAGGAAGCCGAUGUAGGUGACAAGAUGUAUUAA